AUGGCGGAAAAUCGAAAACCGAAAACGUUGACAAUUGAGCAAAAAUACGAAAUUCUUCAGAUGUUAGAAAGAGGUCAAACUCGGAGAAUCGUAAGAGAAAAAUACAAUAUUUCAAGUGCCUCCGUGAGCUAUAUAUAUUCACACAGAAAAGAGAUUAAACAAUAUUUCGAAACCAACCCAGUGAUUACCAGCCGUGUCACACAACGUUUACGAUUGACACAGUCAGCGAAUUUAGACAGUGUUCUUUACCAGUGGUGCAUACGAUGUAUGAAGAAUAACGUAGGAAUAACAGGAGUAGAAAUACAGAGAAAAGCUCUGGAACUUAAUGAAAAAUUAAACAGAGAUUCUUAUUUUAAAGCCGGUGAAAGUUGGUUACAAAACUUUAGAAACCGUCACCAUAUUAGUCAUACAGAUGUCAGGCAAGAUUUUCCAAUCCCAACUACAGCUGCAGCAGACACCUUCAAAGUUGAUUUUAACACACUUCUGCAAAACGAGGGGUACACAUUGGAGAACGUUUACAAUGCCAAUUACACAGCAAUAAUGUGGAAAGCAGUACCAAAAGAAACUUUGACUUUUCGCCGUGCGAAAUCGACAUCAAGCCAAAAAAUGUGCGAAGAUCACGUUACUACACUUUUUUGUGCAAAUGCUACCGGAUGUCACAAGUUGCCGGUAUUAGUAAUCGGCAGAACUGCGGAUAUUCGAAGUUCACACAAUUUGAAUACAAAUGCCCCCACAACUAUCUACACAGCAAACGCCAAUGCUUGGAUGAACGAUUCCAUUUUCAAUCUAUGGUUCGAAGAAUGUUUCAUAAAAUCAGUAAAAGAAAGACAAGAGAAGAACGGGCGCAGGGAGAAAACUCUGUUGUUACUAGGUAAUGAUAGGUUACUUCCCGAUCUCAAGAAUCUGAAUAAUAUAGAUAAAUUCGUUACAGUUAUGAGUGUUCCACCUGACGUAACAGAACUCAUACAGCCAAUGAAUUGUGGAAUAAUAACAUGUUUCAAGCGAAAGUACCGAAAAGAAUUGGUGAAAGCAUUAAUGCCAUUACCUAGAUGCAAUACGAGGAGAGAAGUGAUAGACCUCUAUGAAGAAUUAAACGCGUGGGAUUGCUGCCGCAUUGUACGUAAUGCUUGGUCGUAUGUCGACGAUGCAAUAAUGAUAAACGUGUGGAACAGCCUUUUGAAACGUGAAGGCACACGGAGUAUAAACUACUCAAAAAAAAUAAAAAAUGACGUAGAUGAAGCAAUUGAAUUGCUGCAUAGCUUACGUGGGUGCGAAUGGUGCGAUACACCCAGCGUGUUAAACUGGUUUGUAAUUGAUGACAUGCGUAAUAUAGUCAUAAAGAUGUGUACCGACGAAGUUAUUCGAGAUUUUGAAAUCGAAUCUUUGGAUGAAUCGGACAUAGAUAUUGUCGACGAUGAAGCUGGCCCUUCUGGUGCGAAGUUUCCAAGGUUCAGCUAA
Messenger RNA from Bombus pyrosoma, 1458 nucleotides. RefSeq names its product tigger transposable element-derived protein 2-like. The transcript has a single exon. Bases 1 to 1458 code for a protein of 485 amino acids. Gene Ontology annotation, cellular component: nucleus. Gene Ontology annotation, molecular function: DNA binding. The record is from RefSeq and is a predicted model, not a curated record. Lineage: Eukaryota; Metazoa; Arthropoda; Insecta; Hymenoptera; Apidae.